UUUUAGUCGUAACGAAAUUAACUGUUUAAUUGGAUAUUUUUCUCCAUGCACUACUGGUGUCUUUCUUCAAGAUUUUCAAGAACUCAGAGAAUUCAACAACAAAAACCCAAAAAAAGACUUACACUCAUAAUAAUCUUCUUGAACCCUUAAAGGCUUCUCUCUUGUUUCCAGUACAAGAACAAGAAUUCUCUUGAACUAACUACUCUUCUUGCUUCUCAAGACAAAAUUGCGUUAAAUAAUUGUAUGGAGAUGUGGGAGCAAACCCUGUACGAACUGGAACAAGCGCCUGAUGAUCCAGAGAUGGCAAGAAAACAUUUCUCUCUUGUUUCCAAUGAAAAAAAACAAGAAUUUACUCCAAAUCAUAUCAUCAACAUGGCCUGUACCAGAACUUUAUACCCUUCUUUAUGCUUCAAUACUCUAUCUUCCAUUCAAAUUCCCAAGAAUUCUGCAACUUUUGGCCACAUUCUUGAAUUUACAAUCAAUGAAACUGAGAAAUCUGUAGCCACCGCAAGAAAACAUGUUACGGGUCUUCUUGGUUUUCAAGAUUUGAUUUCUCAAGAAAAGAUUGCGUUAAAAGAUUGUUUGGAGAUGUUGGAUCAAACCCGUUACGAACUCGAACAAGCACCUGAUGAUCUUCAUGCAUUUUAUGCAUCUAAUCUCAAGACUCUGCUAAGUGCAGCAAUGACUGAUCAGCAUACUUGCAUUGACGGGUUCUCUGAUUUCAAGAAUCAGAAAGAUUUGAAGUCCAAGAUUCAAGACUUGUUUACUCCGAUCACUGGUAUGAUUGGUAAUUGUUUGCCAAUCAUCACAUAUAUGGAGAGUGUAACUGAUGAGGAUAUAAAAACUGUUCAAGAACGGAAGAAGUUGGUUAAGUGGUUUCCAAGAAGCAGGUUUUACCCACGGAUGGGUUCUAAUAUUAGGCCUAACAUUGUUGUUGCUAGAGAUGGGAGUGGUAAUUGUAGCUUGAUUGGCGAGGCUAUAAAGAUGGCACCAAAUGGAAGCAGGCAUAGAUUUGUGAUCAAGAUCAAGGCGGGAGUGUAUAAUGAGACGGAAAAUGUACCUAGAGAAAAGACUAAUAUCAUGCUGAUUGGAGAUGGGAUGAGCAAAACCAUAAUCACAGGGUCUAAAAACUUUGUUGAUGGGUUUUCAACUUUUGAUUCUGCUACUUUAACUGUGGCAGGUGACAGAUUCCUAGCCAGAGACUUAACAAUCAUCAAUACAUCCGGGCCAUAUAAAUUUCAAGCAGUAGCUGCAAGGGUUACCUCUAACUCCGCAUUUUACCGCUGCAACUUCAGUUCAUAUCAGGACACACUUUUCGCUCACUCCCUUCGCCAAUUCUACCGCGAAUGCACAAUCCAAGGCAUGAUUGUUGUUGCUUUGGAUGGGAGUGGUAAUUGUAGCUUGAUUGGUGAGGCUAUAGAGAUGGCACCAAAUGGAAGCAGGCACAGAUUUGUGAUCAAGGCGGGAGUGUAUGAUGAGACGGUGAAUGUACCUAGAGAGAAGACUAAUAUCAUGCUGAUUGGAGAUGGGAUGAGCAGAACCGUAAUCACAGGGUCUAAAAAAUUCCUUGAUGGGUUUUCAACUUUUGUUUCUGCUACAUUAACUGCGGCAGGCGAUAGAUUCCUAGCCAGGGACUUAACAAACAUGGAUACCUGCAACUACAUUUCAUAUCAGGAUACACUUUUCGCUCAUAUCAUGCUGAUUGGAGAUGGGAUGAGUAGAACGGUAAUCACAGGGUCUAAAAGCUUUGUUGAUGGGUUUCCAACUUUUGAUUCUGCUACCUUGACAGUGGCAGGUGACAGAUUCCUAGCCAGGGACUUAGCAAUUAUCAAUACAUCCGGACCGAACAAAUAUCAAGCAGUAGCUGCAAGAGUUACCUCUAACUCUGCAUUUUAUCGCUGCAACUUCAAUUCAUAUCAGUAUACACCAAAUGGAAGCAGUGUGAUCAAGAUCAAGGCAGUACUAAUGCUGAUUGGAGAUGUGAUUAGCAGAACAAUAAUUGACUCUGCUACCUUAAGGGCUACACAGUGCAGUGUCAAUGAUCCCCCCAUUGAUUUAAAUGACUUUUGGGAAUGGGCACUAAUUGAUAUACAACCUGAACUAGAGCAAGAUGCUCCAAUCCAGCCUGAAAACAACCAAGCAAAUGAUGAAAAUGGAGAUGGUUAUGGUUCCGAUAGCGAUUUAAGUGACGCCCCCUCAAGCGGAUCAUUAGUUGAAGUACUAGUCGAAACAGCGGCAUUCACCGAUGAGGCAUAUGAGCUAGUAGCAUCUUUUCGCGUGAUGGAUUUUGCUAAUCUCACAGAGAUUAAUCAAUUUGUAGAAGGAAGGGUAAACGCUUACACAGAUGUGAAAGGAUUACCACCAAUAGAGACAGUUGAAUAUGUAGAUAAUGCAGAUCAUGAAUUAGUUAUGGAAACACUUACCUUGGAGGAAAUUGCGUCGAGAUUAAAAUGGGUUUGGGUGGAACUCAUUGGUGGCUAAUUGUCAGAAAGUUUCAUGUAACGUAGAAAUUGAGAAAAACAACAGCAACUAAAGACUGUAAAGCCAGAUUAGAGAUAUGUUUUGAAUGAGCUAUCAUAAUAUAGUAUUGACAAACUGAAUACAAGAAAGA
This is a messenger RNA of Mercurialis annua (annual mercury), 2611 nucleotides long. RefSeq names its product pectinesterase 3-like. Gene Ontology annotation, molecular function: pectinesterase activity; pectinesterase inhibitor activity. Gene Ontology annotation, biological process: cell wall modification. The coding region runs from base 244 to 2481 and encodes 745 amino acids. The record is from RefSeq and is a predicted model, not a curated record. Lineage: Eukaryota; Viridiplantae; Streptophyta; Magnoliopsida; Malpighiales; Euphorbiaceae. The transcript has 5 exons.